Spodoptera frugiperda (fall armyworm) is the source of this 3583-nucleotide messenger RNA. Its product is annotated as E3 ubiquitin-protein ligase Topors. Lineage: Eukaryota; Metazoa; Arthropoda; Insecta; Lepidoptera; Noctuidae. Gene Ontology annotation, biological process: protein polyubiquitination; protein monoubiquitination. Gene Ontology annotation, molecular function: metal ion binding; ubiquitin protein ligase activity. The transcript is spliced from 5 exons. The record is from RefSeq and is a predicted model, not a curated record. The coding region runs from base 457 to 2661 and encodes 734 amino acids.
UAAAAUAAUGAAAAUUGUCAAGCUGUUUUUCUCAGUCUGAGAAGUUUUCUGUCCGUUCCUUUCUCGGAUUUUACCAGUAAUAAAUGGCCUUAAAUGUUACUUAUGAACUUUAGUGUAUGUUUUAAUACACGUGGAUUCACAUAGUUUGUAAUACUGUUAAUCCAUUCCAAUUUUGUGUGUGCAAACGUGUUUAAUAAUGCGCUAUAGGAGCUCGUUCAUUUGUGUUUUUAUCACUGGUUCAGGAAAUAGAUUAAGUCGAAUGCAAUUAUGACUAUUGAAAUCACGAUCCAAUGGUCAUGUACCUGUAUUUUAAGACAAAUGAACUAUAGAUUUUUAUGUUAUUUGGAUAAAAUCGAAUCUCAGUGACCGAACUCUGGUAUAUCUCGCUCGGCACGUCACAAUUCACCAGAAAUCUGUCAAGAUCACACUGUCAGUAGGUAAGGUAGACAACCAGCCAUGGAGACAGUGCCUGUUGCUCCAGAUGACAGUGCUGGAGCGAACCCCAGCAGUGUCAAGAGUGAUGACAGCAGUCCCAGGCCUGACAGCCGGUCUGGCUCACCGCCACCAAACUGUGCCAUAUGCCUCGGCACAUGCAAGAAUAAAUCAUUCACAGACUCAUGUUUACAUCAAUUUUGUUUCACAUGUCUUCUAACAUGGAGCAAGGUGAAAGCCGAGUGCCCACUCUGCAAACAGGCAUUUAGAUCUAUCAUACACAAUGUGAGGUCUAACCAUCAAUAUGAAGAGUACUUGGUGGUGCAGAGGGAGAAUGAGGAGUUGAAUAAUCGGAUUGACAUAGACAGAGUCACCACAGCCACACAAAGGUUCAGAUACAGGACUACGCUGACGCUGCCGCGAAGGGAGACGAUUGCCAUCCAGCAGUUGUUACGUCACUACCCGUUCAUGGCGGACGUGUUCCCGCCACCAGCGACGCGCGUGGAGCCCGCCCGCCGCCGCCGCUCUCCCGCCUCCUUCCGACGCACCGUCUACAGACACAACCUCUGGGCCCGCCCUCUACCCGACUUCACUGGCAGAUUUCGUGAUUGUACACCAGAAUUCUAUAGGUAUAAUGACACACAAAUGCAUCGGUUGGUCCCUUGGCUUAACAGAGAGCUCCAUUAUUUGUUGAACGAAAAUGAAGGCCACAUUUCAUAUGUUAUGACUCGAAUCUUGGAAUUGCUACCACGACACCAUAUCAACUCGUCUGAAUUCAGAGAAGUAAUGCAGCGAUAUUUUGGAGAGAGAACAGAACACUUCUUGCAUGAACUAUAUUGUUUUGCCUCUACUCCUUACGACAUUACUGGCUAUGAUCGCAAUGUCCAAUAUACUACGGACACCAGAUUCUCUACAAUGGUAAACGAGGUUAUAUCUAGUACUGACUCUGAGGGAAGUGCAGAUUCCGACAUUGUGAUGGUUUCAAGUUCAGAACCAGCCGAACCUCCCGCGGGACCUUCGAGGUGCCCGGCGCCUGUUUAUCCAGUCGGAUACAUACCCAUGCCUUCAACAGCUAACACCGUUAUUCCUAUUGAGACCAUAGGGUCUCAAUCGGAUUCGGACGACGACGACUCCGAAGUAAUGGUCGUGGGCUAUAUCAAACCGCCUCAAGAAAGGACUCCAGAAAUUGUGGACUUGCUAGGAUCCGACAGUGACGUUAUCGUCCAGGACAAUCCGCAACCGGAGCCAGAACCAGCGAUAGCGCCACGUAUGCCAUCUGUGAAAGUGACACUGAAGCGGCACCGCACGCGGGUCGAUUCCGACAGCUCGGACAGCUCGUACCGGCCGCCCCUGCGCCAGCGACGGCGCGCGCGUCGGGCCUCUGCUUCCACCAGUGACACUAACCGUUCCACACCUUCAUACACAGCCUCUAACUCGUCAUCGCACAACCCUCGAGUCGCCGAAAAUUCAGAGACCGGUGAAAACUCGUGGCAUUCUCAUUCUUCCCCAUCCGCCUUAUCCACAGUAUCCACAUCCACAAAGUCUAGUACGACCACUGCGCGUUCCUCCUCGUGCGAUGACGAUAGCGACGAUUCCCAGUUUGUAGUUAAAAAUAAAUCAAAGAAAAAGUCUAACAGGGAAGCAACUUCUAGUAGGGAUCGAAGGAAAAGCAAAAAGAAGUCAUCACGGUCACAUCACAAAGAUAAAAAGAAUGGCCAGUCCUCAGAUAAGGACAAGAGAAGUAAGAAGUCGUAUUCGGGGAAAGGAGUAAAGUCGUCUAAAAAAGCGAGUAAUAGCUCUGUAACCUCGGAACAAACUUUACCUCCCUCCUUAGACGAACCCAGCACGAGCGGCACAAGCGGCACGUCGACAAAGGAGAAACGUAAAUCAAGCAAAGAAAGGAAACGUCAGCGACGCGACAGUCGCGAGAACAGAAGACUGAGAAGUGUUGUUAAUGUUAUGUAUAAUAGUCAUAAUAAAAAUACUAAUGGAUCAAAGUCAAGUGCAAAUCAUAAUAAUGUGUCUACAACAACUACAAGCAGGUCUGAAGCCGAGUCCACGGUUACUACUUCAAGUGGGUCACGAGUUGCCGAAGCGAGCUCAUUGAACGGCUACAGCGAGCUACCGUCGACGAGCCGUCGACAAACAGACUCCUCGUCGGAUUCUGAAGACAAUUUGCCAUUAAAUCUUACGUUACAGAAACUAGGGCCGCAUUCAUCUUCGUUAUGAACUGCCGAGUAGACGUCAUAUUGUGAUAAUUUAAUAAAACGAAAGCAUUAAAUUUUGUCUUACAUAUACUCGUAAGUACUGAUUGUGAUUCAGUCGCAUUUCACUUUCUGUAAAGUACUGGAAAAUAAUAAACCAAAGCCUUUGUGACUGCAAGUAUUUGUACAAUAACUUUGUAUGUAUAUUCACACGAAAAUGUUAGCAUGUAUGUAGUGGUUAUCUGAAAACUAUAUUAGGAAAGGUUUGUUGCUAUUUCGUCAGUGUCACAUUUAUGUUACACAAAUCCCUGAAGUGAAACACUUAGAAACUACUUGUAAUAUUUACACAAGAGCUGCUAUAAGCUAAGGCUCCAUUUUCCAUAAGAUGUGUAAGUACAACAUGACUACAGUUCUGUUGCAAUUGUUUGUGUUUUUGUAUUUAAUUUUUACUCAAAAAUUUUAGUACCAAUUCUGCCAAAAAUUGAUCAUGUAAUAUAAACAUAAUCUCCUACUUACUUCAAUUUCUUAAUUUAAUAUACGGGUAUUUAUGUAGAUUAUGGAUGAAUUCAUUUAAUGUAAGAUUUUUUUGAUAAAUACAUAGUUAUGAACAAUUUACAAGUUGUGAAUAUUGAAUGCUGUGUAAAUAGUAAAAAUGAUUUUAAUACAACAUUUAUUUGAAUCUUAAAUGAAAUGUUAAGUUUUCUCAUUUGAGCGAUAAUCGCGAUAUUAUCGAAGAACCAGAAUGUAAAGGAGAUGAAAGUGCAUUAAUUGUAGCUUUGCCUUAAAAUUAAUUCAAACAAUGAAGCACCGACUUGCGGAUUCGCUACUUUAGCCAAGCCUUUACGAUGACAAUGUUGAGAAAUAUUAUUGUUGCAGAUGGUCGUAAGGUUUACAGAGGCACCGUAUUUUACUGAUAAAGCCAGAAAAUAAAGUGAUGUAUAAAUAAA